AUAGGUCAAGUGUUUGAUUUAGGCGCAGUAUCUGAUUGUUUACCCACUUGUGUGAUGUUUGAUCUGUGUGCAAGGUAUUCUUUCUUUGCAUACAUAUUAUAUUUCCUAAUGAAUGUGAAACAUACGAUUGAAUAUUACAUUCUUUACGAAAGGGGUGAUCAUGGUCCAGUUGUUAAAAAGUGCUAUCCCAAUAAUCUGUCUGGGGUUUAUACUGAACGUAUUGUAGAAUUUGCAUUUUGCUGUAAUGAACGCUUUUCUGUAGAAGAAUUUGUAAUUGUAUUUACUGAUGCUAAGGGAACAUUGGAAUUUGUUUUCUGUUAUCAACCAAAUGAAAAGUUCCUGCUAUGUAUUUCCAGCAAGCUUCCUUGGUGUGAAUGUUUCCACUCUCUGCUAAAUAUUUUGUGGCGUCAUGGUCUUUAUCGUGAUGUACACUGGUCUAUUAUGGAACCAUUUUUUUCACAUCUAUUUUCUACCACUCCACCUCACUUACCUAUUGAUCAAAUUCAGUGCGCAAAUCCGUUUAACCCAACAGUGGGCUUUGUGCUUCGUAUCCCAACACCUCAAUCCCCACACUAUUUGAACUAUGUUAUGGAAUAUUACAAUGCAUUGGAUCUUUCAUUAUGGAUACACAUAUUUGUCAGUUUACUAUUGGAGCGAAGUUUACUGUUUUGCUCAAGACGUUUGACAAAGUUGACAGCUUGUGUCAUGACUGCUGUCUCAUUGUUGUAUCCAAUUCAGUGGGCUCAUUCAUUCUAUCCUUUGAUUCCUGAUAAAGUGCUUGGUGUUUUGGAAUGUCCAGUUCCAUUUGUUGCUGGUAUACAUAUUUGUAAUUUAGAGAAAGCGAAACAAUAUUUAAGUGCAGGAACACGUUUAGUGGAUUUAGAUAUGGGUCAAAUUUCAGUGUAUGACCCACCUUCUGAUAUGCUUCAAAAUGAUCAAAACGAUAUUGAGUUGGGCACACCAAAAGCAAUAUUCAGUUUCCUGCAUCACCAAUUAAAAGAAGUUCAACGACAGUUAAAUGUGUCAAUGAAUUCAAAGAAAGAAGUCACUGGAGAGAUUUUGAAUUGUUUCGAGAAGUUGACUCAUCCAUUUUUUGAAAUGAUUGUGAAUCUUUUAGGUUGUUAUACAGAGUGUAUAAUUCAAGAACAUUCUGAUCCAGAAGUGGAUUUAGACGCUUUAAUUACCUGUCAGUCAUGUCCUGGCCUAGAAACAUUUCUUAAAUCCUUGUUUGAGUCACAAACAAUUCAACUGUUCCUAGAUCAACGUUCAAGACAACCGCCGGAUAAAACAGUUGAUUCAUUUGAAUAUCGAGCAUCUGAAUUACGUGAUCACGCAAAAAAUGUCUAUCAGUAUAAAACUUCUGUAUCAAUUGCUCCAAUCUUUACAAGUUCUUUGUCAAAUAUUGCAUCUAAUGCAGCUAAGUGUGAGUUGAAGAUAGGAAGGAAAAAGAUUAAUUUUGGUAGUCCAGAUUGGUUACGCGCUAAAAAACUGAAAAAUCCUGGUCGUAUAUGCCAUACUGGGUUGACAGAUACAACGAAACGUAUGAAAUCUGAAAGUGCAUUUAAUUGGAAUAUUCUAUCAAAAAAGACUGAACAACCAUUGUUUUCUCACAAAAGUAAUCAUUUUGGCUCAAUGGAUAUACACCCUCAGAGCACGCCAGUAAUGUCACGUAUGCAGGACAUGAACUAUUCAUCGUUACGAGGUCGACCUAAUUCAUAUUUUACUCAUCCAUCGCCUACCUUGCGAUCAGAAACUGUCCCCACUGGAUACAAUCGUUCAAAGGGGAACAGGCCUGACAAACAUGACGAUCAAGAUUUUUGUACAGAUGAAAAAAUUGGCGCCAAUGGUUUACUGAAUUCUUCAUCGCCUGCUACACCGCAAUACUAUAACUCAUCAGAUACAGACUACAACAAACGAAUAAAACGUAAUCCACCUCCACGACCUCCUCCACCUCGUCCAUCCAAUAUACGAUUGAACAGUGGCGAUAACAUGGAAUCACAAAACCUGAAUAUCAAAAAAGAUGUACUACCUUCAAGAAAUAACCCACCAGUUUCACCUACAAGGUUAGAUAAUGUAAAAUGUGAAAAUUUCACUGUCCCAUCGUGGUAUGAUAAAACUCGUUCACUUACUCAUAUUCGACGUAAAACUUGCCCGUCUUCUGAUGACUUUCCUCCUCCAUUACCUCCACGUCCAGCCCCAUUGUCUUCAAAGCUGCACAAUCGUUCUGCAUCAUCCGUUAACCAUUUGGAAAGGUCAUAUCAGAAACCUGUAAAUGGUUAUUUACGUAAUGGUAGUGUUAAUUAUAACCAUCAGAAUGGAACAUCUCUAUGUCGACCACUUAAAAUUCCCAUAACAAUAACUAGUCAAUCUAAUGAACGUGGUUGUUAUUAUCGGAAUGGUAAUGGUUUGCUUUUAUCUACUAUUGCUAACAUUGCUACUGCAUCAGCUACUCCACCGCCAUUACCACCUAGAAAACCUACAUCACAAAUGUUCUCUCAAUUAAUAUCCAAUUCGAAUUCACUUAAGUCUAUUAUAUCUGAAUCAAAUCCUAAUUUAAUGAAGACAAAGGUUACAACGUCAGAUAACAAUAAAUCAGAUCGACAGUUAUCAUUAUGUGAACGUAGAGCCAGACGAUUUCUUAGCAUAAACGAUAAAGGAUUACAAACAUCCCCAUUGAAAAUCACUUUCCCGUUAAGAUUACCUAUUAAAAGUGAUUCACAGUCAUCUGAAAUUGAAUUAUUUAACAAGCAAGGAUCAUAUGAGUCAAUUUCAGGAAUUAUAAAAGGAUUAUCUAUUGAAUUUGAUAAAACUGCACGAGGUACACUAUCUCAUUCACCGUCUACUAUUCACAGUCGAUCUGGUUCAUUAUCAUAUUAUUCUGCAACAGAAACAAAAUUGGAUCAAGCCAACUCAUCAGCAAAAAGUUCAAUGCCUGAAUUAUUAUUGUCAACUAAAGAAUUAUCUUUAGGCAAUGAUGAUGAUGAUGAUGAUGAUACAUCUAACAGUAAACAUAGAUUACUUGUUCGACUUAAAUAUGCUACAAUUUCACCUCGAAGGAGAAGUCAAUCAAUUACCAAUGUCCCACCACACCUCACAUUACAUCGUGUUCAAACUGAUUCACCUUGUCAACGUUCAACUAGAUUAUUUAGAGUGAAAUCUAUGAUUGAUUCCAUUGACUCACCAUCUAUAGCUCACGUUGAAUCACAUUUAGGAAAUGGUGAUUAUUAAUUGGAGUAGAUUUCACUUGUUUAUUUUAUUAGCAACUGAAGAAGAAGAAGAAGAAGCAGCAAAAUCUAUGAAUAACUUGCAAUAUGAUCUAAAUGUUUAUUGCCUUAUUCUACAACACACAUACACACAGUUUGUCGUUAGUAGGUGUGCAACUUCCACAACAAGUUUUUUCUUUUCAUUUCAAAGCUACACUAAAUAUGCUGCUCAUAUACAUCUAGAUUAUUAUAAUCAAGGGAAAUAAAGUGAAAAUGUAUAUGUUAGAACAAAAUCGAAAAUCUCAAAAAACUGCUUGCCUUCAUUGCCUAAUUCAUUUUGUCAUAUCGUGUUGAUAUACACUGCCUUACAUUAAUAAUAAACAAUAGCACUGUGAUAGACACUGUGGGACAGUCAAAUAAUAGUGAUAAUAAUGGUAAUAAUAAUGAGAAAUUAUUAUUAUCAAUAUUACUAUUAUUGUCAAUUAUUUUUCAGUAUUAUAUGCAUAUUUCCUCAUCCUCUUGUAUAUAAGUAUAAUAUACUUGCAUAACCAUUAUUGAAGCAGAGCACAAAUCACGACAUGAAUAAUCAUUGAAAUGUGAACUAUUGUACCAUCAAAGCAUAUCAUCGAAGAAAGAAAAAAAAUCCAGAUAUAUUUACCUUAUAUUUCUCUUCCUCUUUUAUUCCUAUGUAGGAAAUAAACACACUGCUUUCGUCAAAUAACUUUUUGGUCAUUUCAUUUCGCUUCUUUUUCUACUUAAACUGAUUGUUGUAUUUUGAACGAAAAUUAGCAUCAUUUUCGUCAAUGGUCAACUCCGUUGUCAUCAUCAUCUUCAGAUGGAUAGUGAUUGAUAUUUUUUUUUCCUCCAACAGGAGAUUCAUAAAGAAAUAAGAUAGUCAGUUUUAUGUGAAUACUGAGUAAUGACAAUGAGAUAUUUUCUACUG
This is a messenger RNA of Heterobilharzia americana, 4146 nucleotides long. The record is from the annotation of a GenBank genome assembly. Lineage: Eukaryota; Metazoa; Platyhelminthes; Trematoda; Strigeidida; Schistosomatidae.